AUGGUCCCCGACACCUACUUCACCCACGCCCUCAACAAGCCGUCGGAUCUCAUCCAGUCCCUCUACGACAAGGCCACCGACAAGUCGGCUCCGACCUUUGCCCGCGACGUCGAGUCCCACUUCCGCACCACCUUUGCCCACGCCGAUGCCCGCUCAAAGAUCCCCGUCCUCUCGCAGGCCGUCGCGCAGCCUCUCCUCCAGCAGCAGCACGGCAGCACAUCCUCGACCGCGGGCAAGCUCGUGAGGUGGAGGUGCAUGGUCCAGGACACUGGCCUCGGCACCGAAGUCUUCCUCUCCUCCAGCAGCGCCCAGGGGCACGACUCCGCCCGCUGCGGCCUCUUUGGCGCUGAGAACUCGGCCGCCGCACACAGCGAUGCCGACGACUUCACCCACGUCGACAGCUCCAAGCUCGGCGAGCGCACCGUCGUCUACGCCGUCUCGGUGCCCGGAAGGAGCGACUGGGCACGCCGAGCAUGGGGCGAGGAUUCGGCGUCCUCGGCGUCCUCGGCGUCCUCGGCGUCACAGACGCCCAGCGCCACCGACCGAGAUGGACAAGGCGACGAACUCAGCUCCAAGAUGGCCGCGACCUCCCUCCUCGACGAGCCCCAGUCUCCGCAAAAGGUCGAGGAGGUCAGGCAGCGCAUCCGGGCAGCCGUCGAAAAGGGCAAGGCCGUCGGCGGCAGCGGCAAGGAGCCUCGACUCGUCGCCGUCUCCAAGCUGCACCCCCCUUCGGCCAUCCUCGCCGCGCACCGCCAGGCAGGUCAGCUCCACUUUGGCGAAAACUACGUCCAGGAGAUGGUCGACAAGGCCAAGGUGCUGCCAAGGGAGAUCCGCUGGCACUUUGUCGGCGGCCUGCAGAGCAACAAGGGCAAGCUGCUCGCAUCCAUCCCCAACCUCUACCUCCUCGAGACCCUCGAUUCGGUCAAAGCGGCAAACGUCCUCCAGAAGGCGCUCAGCUCGCCGGAUGCGCCCAAGCGGGACGAGCCGCUGCGCGUCUACCUCCAGGUCAACACCAGCGGUGAGGACGCCAAGAGCGGCCAGCCGCCCAUCCUCGACGCUCAGAGCCUCGACGAGGCUUCUCGACCUCUGCUCGACCUAGCGGUCCAUGUCAUCACCAAGUGCCCCGACCUGAGGCUGAGGGGCGUCAUGACGAUCGGCGCGGCGGCCAACAGCGCCAACACUGCGGCCGGACAGGAGGCCAAGAGCGUCGAGGACCUCGUCUCGGCCAACCCGGACUUUGAAAAGCUCAUCCGAACCCGCAAGAACCUCGUGGCUCUGCUGCGCUCCAGCUCCGACGUGGCCAAGAGCGACGCGGCCCACAUCAAGGAGGCCUAUGCGCAGCUGCUGGCCGAGGGCGGCGACGAGAGCGGCGGCCUCGAACUCAGCAUGGGGAUGUCGGCCGAUCUCGAGGUGGCUGCCAUGGUCGGCAGCGACAACGUCCGCGUCGGCACCGACUGCUUCGGCAGGCGUCCGGGCACGCGCGACGAGGCCAUGGCCGGCAUGAAGCGCGAACUCGAAGUGGGCAUCGAGGCCGCCAUGGCCGAGCUCCGCAGCAGCGUCCAGGGCCAGGGCCAGGGCCAGGACAAGGCGUCCGCGAGCGGCAAGCACGGCGAGGUCUCGGCGUCCGCAUCAGACCCGGGGCCGCUCGCGUACCAGGACCCGCUGCCGCAGAAGGCUCCCUUGCCCGAGGAGGGCCACGUCGGCGGACUGAUCAAGUUCUACGAUGUCGAUGCAGCCGAGAAGCUCAAGACUACCGAGAUGGUCGACGUUGUCGGCAUCCUCGACACGGCCUCCCUGCCGCACGCAGAGUGGCAGGAGUCGGGCUCGUCGGGGACGUCGGGCAACAACACCUCUCCCUCUGUGCCCUGCGUCCAUGCCCUCUUUUUCGAGCCGGUCGACAUCAACGACGCUCAGGGGCUCGCUGCUGCCGGCAGUUUUGGCCUGUCGGACCAGGGGAAGAGGUCGGCCAUCAUCGACUACCUCUCAACCGGCCUAGGAGGUGACAAGGUCGCCGCCGAGCUCGUGUUGCUCUCGGUUAUCUCUAGGAUCCACUCGCGCCGAGCCAGCCUCUCGCUCGGCGCGCUGACCGUCAACCUGUCCAACUUCCCCGCGCCGCCCGCCUCCGGGAGCGGUGCCACGACAAAGAUCUCGCGGCUGCUAUCGAGCCUUCUCCCAUCGGUCGUGGACGUGUCGAUGGAUCUCAAGGACCUCAACGACCCCAAGAGGAGCUUCAGCCCUCGGAGCUCGGGCGGUGAAGUCGGGCUGGAGGCCGGGAGGCUGCAGCUCGUCAACGGCACCGCGCUGGUCGUCAACGAAGGCACGAUGAAGGAAGGCGAGCUCAAGGAGCACGGCAUCCGCAACAUCAAGUCGCUCUCGUCGGUGCUGGAGUCGCACAAGCUGCCCUACAUCUUCCCGUACUCGGAGUUUGAGUUUGAGACAGACCUCAACGUCGUCGUGCUGAGCCAGGGCAAGUCGUUCCUGCCCUUUGACGUCCAGUGUCCCCUCGCGGUCGCCUCCUCGUCCUCGGUCGCCAGCGCCCUGUACGGCGAGGUGGAUGGGAUGCCGGUGCAGGACAAGCUGGAGGGGUGGAGACGGGCGCUCCUGUCUGCGCGAACGCUGCAGGUGGCGCAGGCGUUUGAGAUCCCGGGCGAGGUGAGCGAGUAUAUCCAGAGCGAGUUUGUCGAGUCGCGCAGGGAGGACAAGGAGGUCGGGCAGGAGGAUCUGUUGCGCCGCAUGGCCCUCGUCCGGCUCCUCGCCAUUUCCAAGGGCGAAAAGACGCUCACCGUCGAUACGUGGAAGGCGGCCGUCGAGCUCGACUGUACCGUUUCGCAGCGUCGUCGGGCCGCCGUUGCGCAGCAGCAGCAUCACCCGUCGGGCUCCAGGUGA
This is a messenger RNA of Pseudozyma flocculosa PF-1, 2886 nucleotides long. RefSeq lists its product as uncharacterized. NCBI's taxonomy places the organism in Eukaryota, Fungi, Basidiomycota, Ustilaginomycetes, Ustilaginales, Ustilaginaceae. Gene Ontology annotation, molecular function: pyridoxal phosphate binding; chromatin binding. The coding region runs from base 1 to 2886 and encodes 961 amino acids. Gene Ontology annotation, biological process: DNA-templated DNA replication. The record is from RefSeq and is a predicted model, not a curated record. The transcript has 6 exons.